AUGCAGACCGACAUCUCUCAUAUGAUCCCUCUCGACCAAAUCGCCGGGUUCGAUGCCGUGUGGUGCACAGACAACAUUAUCACCGGAGGCUUCGAUAUACACUGCGCUUUGCCCCAGACCUCGGCAACUACUGUGCGCCCGCUCGAGUUUCCCCCUCAGAUACGCUUGGUGACUCCCGAAAGGACUCCCGGAAAAGUCGAUCGGCCGUUCGAGGUUGCACCAACCACGAUUAACCCUCCGGGUUGCGUGAAUCCCCUGCGGCCUCCAGCAAUCGAUCAACCCGACCUCUUUGCAGGGGACCCUGGCGCGAUGCACAAGAACCGUCAGCAUUGUGUGAAGAAGCAAUCGCAUCCCGGUGCUCCUUGUCGCGAUACUGCCGCUGGGUUGCCGGCAUCUCGUAUUUUGUUCGAGAAUGCGCCCGACCCGAUUUCUGUUGUGCCCACCACGGCCCUCUCGAAACCUCGCCAUCGACUCAUCGCUUUGCAGGACCAGCGCCCGUCCAAGACGUCGACCGCCACCAGGGCUUCUAAAGCAGGUGGCGCUGCCGCUGGUUUUACUCCUGGCCGGGAACCUGAGGGCGUUGUCUGCCAGCUCACCUUGACUGGCUUCACUAUUGAUCCCAACCUUUCCGUUCAUAUCUGUCUUCCUAAUGACACCAGUCAUUCCAUUCAACUUCGCCUUCGCGAGAGCCUCUGUCUCCCAGAUAGACUGGACCAGUCUGACCUCUCGCGCGAAAUUCUUGGGCUUCAGGACUCGCCUGAUCAUAUCGACUACCGAUCUUCCACCAUGUCCCAGGAGACCACCAACCGGUCGCCAGCAAUGCCACCCAACCCCUUUAGGGAAGAGAUCAGGGAACAGAACGACAUAGACGAAGUCAAAGUCGACGAGUAUUCAACCCAUUCCACAACGCUCUAACCUACGGAGCCCCAAGCCUCAUCAAUUAAAAGAGGCGCGUGCAGCUUAGAUGGAAGCCAUCGUGGCAUGUUUCUUGUCGUUGUCGCAGAACAUCGGGAGGGCCAGUAUCAAGGCGUGGAGCAGUGCACUUCCAGCAUUCUGCAGCCGCAUCCAUCGCAUGUCAAGCCUGACGCGCGGGAAGAGUGCUGUUGAGAAGAUUUAGGACCUGUUAUUGCAGUACUUCCUGAGACAGGUUAUAAGGUUGAUGUGUCCUCCGUCAAGAGCACUAAGCACAGCGGUAUAACGUGAGAUGCUGCCCUGAGUUGAGGCUGCAUGGUGUUGAGAGGCAGGUGGUAGUGUUAGUAGACAGGUGGUGUUAGUAGACAGGUGGUG
Messenger RNA from Colletotrichum navitas, 1287 nucleotides. RefSeq lists its product as uncharacterized. The record is from RefSeq and is a predicted model, not a curated record. The coding region runs from base 1 to 915 and encodes 304 amino acids. NCBI's taxonomy places the organism in Eukaryota, Fungi, Ascomycota, Sordariomycetes, Glomerellales, Glomerellaceae. The transcript is spliced from 2 exons.